Molecule: messenger RNA, 708 nt
Organism: Symbiodinium sp. CCMP2456
Lineage: Eukaryota; Dinophyceae; Suessiales; Symbiodiniaceae
Source: the annotation of a GenBank genome assembly
AUGGUCAUCAAUGCUACCGGCAUGGAGCCUCUGGGCGGGAUCGUACGCCCAGGCCUCAGGGUUGAGAUGUAUGUUGAAGCAGCACCUGGCGCCAAGCCCGCCGAGCACCUCUUCCUGGUGAGCCUCGACCACAAUGCAUUGCUAAAACUGCAACCGCUAACAGGAAUAGUGCCCGGCGUCACCGUUCUCGAACUUCGCAAGAUCAGAAAAGGAUGGAUUGGCACCGGUUCCACAAUCAAGGAUGAGCUUCUAAACGUUGUGACCCAGUUCUUGGAGCCGACCUUGAAGAACAGCUACAGCACUCAGCUUUUGUACACCGUUCCAGACCUUGAGAUCGAGACUUGGGAGUUGACUAAUAAGACUCGUACGUUGAUGAAGAAAUUGUCUCCUAAGCUGCGCAAGAAGCUGGGGCCCCUAUUGCAGAGGCAGAAGCAAAACUUCCAGUUUUCCAUCAAGAUUGCGGCAGAUCAUGUCAUGGAGGAGGUGGAGAUUGGCCGCAUCCCGCAACUUCUCUACUUGCUGUCGCGCAUUGGUGGGUACAUGUCGUUGCUCAGCCUCAAACUUCAUUUCUUUUUUGUAAAGCGCUAUCCCGACAGCAAAGCUGUACAGACAUACGAGGCGAAAACACUCUUGUGGAGUGAUGACGCUCCGGAGGGGCCUCCCGACAAUCAUACCAAGGCCGAUCCACGAGAGAUGGAGACUGCCUAA